Molecule: messenger RNA, 348 nt
Organism: Prunus armeniaca (apricot)
Lineage: Eukaryota; Viridiplantae; Streptophyta; Magnoliopsida; Rosales; Rosaceae
Source: the annotation of a GenBank genome assembly
AUGGAUGCGGUGUCUGUUUAUGACAUGGAUUGGUCAUGCCCAACAGCAAUAGUAGUCGGAAAUGAAAAUAGGGGAAUAAGUGAUGAGGCCCUGGAUUUGUCAGAUUUGCAUUGCAGUAUUCCGAUGAAAGGCAUGGUGGACUCUUUCAAUGUUUCAGUUGCUGCAGGCAUUCUCAUGCACCAUGCUGUUUGUGAUAGAACUUCUCGCCUGGGUUGCCAUGGUGAUCUGACAUUUGAAGAGAGCCAAAUUCUGCUUGCUGAAUUCUCUCUGCGGCAUAGCAAGAGUUCAAUGAGCAUUGCGCACGAGUAUGCAAAGCGGAGGGCAGCUGUCCUCACACCAAGGAUUUGA